Messenger RNA from Mauremys mutica (yellowpond turtle), 549 nucleotides. RefSeq names its product claw keratin-like. Gene Ontology annotation, cellular component: intermediate filament. The record is from RefSeq and is a predicted model, not a curated record. Bases 1 to 549 code for a protein of 182 amino acids. Lineage: Eukaryota; Metazoa; Chordata; Testudines; Geoemydidae. Gene Ontology annotation, molecular function: structural constituent of cytoskeleton. The transcript has a single exon.
AUGUCUUGCUCCAGCCUGUGCUAUCCAGAAUGCGGGGUGGCCCGUCCCAGUCCAGUUUCUGGAAGCUGCAACGAGCCGUGCGUUAGGCAGUGCCCUGACUCUGAAGUGAUCAUCAGACCAUCACCAGUUGUUGUAACCAUCCCAGGACCAAUUCUUAGCAAUUUUCCUCAGCAGAGUGAAGUGGCAGCCGUUGGAGCACCUGUGGUCGGACCCGGCUAUGGGGGCUCAUUCGGUUAUGGGGGAUUGAACGGCUAUGGGGGCGCUUACGGAGGAUUGUAUGGUUAUGGGGGAUUAGGUGGUUACGGGGGCCGUUAUGGUUAUGGGGGAUUGUGUGGUUACGGGGGCCGUUAUGGUUAUGGGGGAUUGAGUGGUUACGGGGGCCGUUAUGGUGGACUGUGUGGUUAUGGAGGAGGUUACGGGGGACUGUGUGGUUACGGGGGAGGUUAUGGAGGAUUGUGUGGUUACGGGGGAGGUUACGGUUAUGGGGGAGCAUGCGGUUCUGGGGUAUCUUGCCAUAGGUACCUGAGUGGAAGCUGUACACCAUGUUAA